GAUUCUCAUUUGAAAGCUAUUUUCAAACUAAAUAAUGUUCACUAUAUUCUUAAGACUUUAAGGAAAUCUUCUCUUCUAAAUAUUGUUCACAUGUAUAACCGAGAGAUAGAGUCGGUAUACGAGGAACAGAUGUUGGACUCGAAGAGAAUCUAUUCUCAAAGUUGGAGUCGAGUUCUCCACUAUGUGUUAGAAAUGGAUAAACCAUUUUCACAACAAAGGACUUUACCUGAAAUGAAUAAUAUGGCGAAUAUGAAGCUGAAAGACAAAGACCGCCAGAAUAUUAAAGACAAGUUCGCUGGUUUCAAUAAAGAAAUCGAAGAAAUACACAGAAUUCAGAUGUCUUUCGCUAUUCCAGACUUAGAGCUGAGAGAAUCUUUGAAACAAGAAAAUAAAGAUUAUAUUAUUCCUAAAUAUAAAUUAUUUUUUGAAAAAUACGUUAACAUGAAUUUUACAAAGAAUAUCGACAAAUACAUCAAAUAUACACCGGAAAGGGUUGCCUUAAUAAUCGAUUCAUUCUUUGAUUCCGCGGCCUAACCCUUAAAACACAUCAUUAUUUGUUUUAAUUUAAUAUUUUGAUAUUUAAUAUUUUUUGGUUUUAUGUAUUAAAUAAUUGUGUUUUUACAGAAAAGGGGUUAUUUUAUAUGAAUUCAAUGUAAAACAAAUUAACAAUAAUUAGGGCUAAAUAUUAAUACUGUAUUAAAAUUAAUAUAUUUUAUAAUAAAAAUAUUUAAUAUUU
Molecule: messenger RNA, 736 nt
Organism: Medioppia subpectinata
Lineage: Eukaryota; Metazoa; Arthropoda; Arachnida; Sarcoptiformes; Oppiidae
Source: the annotation of a GenBank genome assembly